Tremella mesenterica DSM 1558 is the source of this 2856-nucleotide messenger RNA. RefSeq lists its product as uncharacterized. The transcript is spliced from 5 exons. The record is from RefSeq and is a predicted model, not a curated record. Gene Ontology annotation, biological process: proteolysis. Bases 1 to 2856 code for a protein of 951 amino acids. Gene Ontology annotation, molecular function: metalloendopeptidase activity. NCBI's taxonomy places the organism in Eukaryota, Fungi, Basidiomycota, Tremellomycetes, Tremellales, Tremellaceae.
AUGAAUAUUGGUCGACCACCAAUAGCGGGCAGGUCUCGGUUGGGGAAUCAUCGAUAUGUACUCAAGCUGAGAUGGACAGGUAUGCGAACAUUAGUGCAGCUCUUGGCUGUGCUCUUGCUCAGUAAUCUCAUCUUGGCGGUUCAUGCUCGGUCACCUCAUCCACCACCAUUAAAGCGAAUCCAUCAUCUCUCCUCUCGUUCGAUAGAGAUUCUUCCCCGCCUCAAUCACCUCUCACCUCGAGGCAACUACCAUCCUCCACCUCAUUUUUCAACUUUACUACAUUCCGACACCUUAUUUUUGACCCUCUCCAUCCCGUCCGAUUCUUUGCACGAGACCACUCUCCUCCUCCGCCCAUCGGAAUAUCUCCUUCAUGCCGACGCUAAGAUCACCUUUCCCUCUGGUACGGUUCAGAAAUCCUUUGCUCUUCGUGCGGAGGACUAUCGGUUGUAUACCGGAGAGGUCAUUGACCCUAGAUGGGUCGCACGGGUGAGACAGACCCAAACUGUUGGGAUGGGGCUGGACCCUAGAGCGAUCAUUGGCACGGCGCAGAUCAUGGUGCAUCACCCUGGCGGACUUCCUGGAGACAUCAGAGGAAAUAUGGAAGAUGGAGGUCAAGCUGUCUUCGAAGGAAUGUUCACUGUUCAUGGGGAAGUAUGGCAGGUCAUGACAUUGAAAAACUACCAAAGAGUCAAAACGAUACAUGAUGUUCAUGCGGAGGUUAUAGGAGAUUUAGUUGUGUUUCGGAAUUCGGACAGGGAUCAUUCUGUUUCAAGUGGAAGCUCAUGCGCUCAUGAUCACAUGAUGUUCAAUUCACUUCCCUCACAUCCCAUCUGGACCGGACAGUCCAACAGUGUCAACAGCUCUACCUCAUCUUCCCCGUACCAUUCUAUAUCCGAUACCUCACUGUACGACCACAAGACAUCUCAACAUUCCCCCUCCGACAACGACGAUGUGAGACGGGAGUUGGGUAGAAGAGAUGAUACAGGCGGUAUGACAGCUUCCUCCAAUUAUAUCAACUCCAUAAAUUCCACCGUCGGAUGUCCUUCCACUACCCAAAUCGUUUAUAUGGGCGUUGCCCUGGACUGCAACUACAUCGCCGCUUAUUCUUCUCCGGACGCAGCACGUACUCAAGCGUUAAACGAUUGGAACAUGGUAUCAGCAUUGUAUAAAUCAACCUUCAACAUCUCACUGGGGAUCGUCGAGUUGGUGGUUCAAAACGCGACGUGUCCUGAUACACCUCAAUCUGAUGCCGAGUGGAACAUCGGAUGCGGUGCUAAUAUCACUUUGGACGAUAGGUUGAGUCAGUUCAGUCAAUGGAGGGGUAAUAGGGGGGAAGAUGGAGUAGGGUUGUGGCAUUUGUUGAGUGCGUGUCCGACGGAUAGUGAAGUUGGUGUGGCUUGGUUGGGAACUUUAUGUCAGAGCACGGCUCAGAAUCAGGGAGGAAGUUGGGUCAGUGGGACUGGUAUAUCGACGGCUAGUACGACAGAGUGGAGCUUGAUUUCUCAUGAGAUCGGACAUAGCUUCGGCGCAAUUCACGAUUGCACUUCCGGUUGUUCCCUUUCUGGCAAAUGCUGUCCUCUCUCUCAAUCCUCAUGUGACGCUUCAGGUCGAUUCAUAAUGAAUCCCACUACAUCUUCCAUCGAACAAACAUUUUCCGCUUGUACACUUGGUAACAUAUGUUCCGGUCUCGGUGAAAAUCUCGUUUCAUCAACUUGUAUAACUUCCCCAGGAUCUCGAACAAUCAUAUCACUCCAACAGUGCGGUAAUGGUAUAGUUGAAGAAGGUGAAGAAUGUGAUCCAGGAUCAAACGCCACUUCUCCAUGUUGUGAUGCUUCAACUUGUAAAUUCACUUCUGGAUCAGUAUGUGAUCCAUCAAAUUCAGCUUGUUGUACCAGUACAUGUGGUUAUGCUUCGGCAGGAACGGUAUGUAGAGCAGCUUUGGAUGAGAAAUGUGAUACGGCGGAAAUGUGUACGGGAAAUAAUGCUACUUGUCCGACGGAUGUGACUGAACCAGAUGGGAAAGGAUGUGGUGAUGGAGGAUUAGCUUGUGCUAGUGGAAGAUGUACAAGUUUAAGUUUACAAUGUCAACAAGCUGGAGAAGGGAUGAACUUGACGACUGCUUGUGGACAGAGGGAUGAUAAGAGUUGUGUUGUUUCUUGUAAAGAUCCAACGACGAGAAAUCAAUGCGUUGUGUUACAAACAUCAUUGAUCGACGGAUCUCCAUGUGGGUACGGAGGUCAUUGUUAUAAUCAGACUUGUCGUUCGGGAUCAUGGGAGAAUACGUUGGAUGCGAUGUACACACAAAAUCUACAGAUUUCUAUUCCUGUCACCAUCGUUGGGGGAUUGUUGAUUCUCACCAUCAUCGUUGCUUUUAUACGAUGCGUCUACAGAUCCUGCACCCGUCGACCUCGUUACAGACAUCCUCGUGAAACACAAAGAGACAUGUCCCAAUUACCCCCACCGCCAGUGAACCGACAUUCCGAUUCAUUGAAUUCAUCAGAUGCUAUAACUCAAACAAAUCUCAUCGAGCGAGAUCCUAGUCCGAAUCCCCCUGUUCAAGCUGGUAAUGUCGAAAAUCAGAGAGGAACCGUUCUUCGAUCAGAUGGAGGAAUGUAUGUUGAACCAUAUGGGUCAGAGAACAUGGCGGGUUAUGGAGCUGGAGGUGGAAAUCCUGGAUAUGGGUAUAGCGGACAAGGAGGUUAUCCUUCUCAAGGAUGGCAAGGAGAAUAUCCACAAAGAGGACAAGUAGGUCAUGUUGGACAAGGAGGAUAUGAUCAAGGACAAAAUCAAAGUUGGGUAGAUGCGAGAUUGUACAACGGUCCGGAUUACGGUGUUAACCAAGCAUAUGGUAGAUAA